This is a messenger RNA of Ostrea edulis (European flat oyster), 586 nucleotides long. RefSeq lists its product as uncharacterized. The record is from RefSeq and is a predicted model, not a curated record. Lineage: Eukaryota; Metazoa; Mollusca; Bivalvia; Ostreida; Ostreidae. The coding region runs from base 22 to 576 and encodes 184 amino acids. The transcript is spliced from 6 exons.
GUUAAAGAACUGAGGAGAGAAAUGAAGGAAAUGAAGAGUGCGCCAAAAAAAAGUUUUCAAGUGGAUGGUUCUAAUGUAAAGAAACCUUUAACAGCUCUUCUGAAAAGCUUCUUCUUCACAUACCCAUGGAUAAGAGAAGAUGACGAGGAUUUAAAGAGACAAAUUACAUCAGUUCUGGAGGGGUGUGGAUGGGAGGCAGACAAAAAUGUCAUCAUCACAUGUUUCUCAUUUGCCUCCCAUUCUUUCACCAACUGGAGGAACCAGGUUCGUCAAAAGCUAGUGACUCAAGAUAAGCGGGUCGAGAUGAUGCCCAUCAACAAUCUUCAAAGGUACCUUUUCUCUGCCUUAUGGGUGUCGCCAUCUGAAUCGGAUGUGAAGAUUAAUUUCAGGGUGACCCUUGCACUGAGGGCUUUCGCAGAUGGGCACAGGUUGUUCAAGAACCCAACCACAGCCAUAGACUUCUGGCGUGCGUUUAGAAGGAACAUUGACACAAUGAUGAAACAGACACCAGAUAGAUGGGUUGCCCUUGAACAGAGAAUGAAAAAGAAAGUUGAAGCUUGCAAUAAAGAAGAUUAAGAAACAGAAA